This is a messenger RNA of Dermacentor andersoni, 1144 nucleotides long. RefSeq names its product transcription factor B4 (gene Tfb4). Gene Ontology annotation, cellular component: transcription factor TFIIH holo complex; transcription factor TFIIH core complex. The record is from RefSeq and is a predicted model, not a curated record. Gene Ontology annotation, biological process: nucleotide-excision repair; regulation of DNA-templated transcription. NCBI's taxonomy places the organism in Eukaryota, Metazoa, Arthropoda, Arachnida, Ixodida, Ixodidae.
GUGGGCUUUGAAGCAACUUUCCGUCGCCGGCAUACCGGCAUAUCGUGCGUGCGACGCGGUACAUUCAUGUACUGGGAAUGUUUUCGAAGUUUAUUUUCAUACUGUAUUGUUUCUAACUGCAUACUACAGCGAAAGUAUUUGAAUAUCGUUCACCAUGCCCUGCGAAGAUGAAGGGAGCUUGUUGGUCACGAUCAUCGACACAAAUCCUUGCGCCAGUUUACUUCAGAAUGAAGAGGGGAUAGUAUCAAGGUUUCUCGAUGCGGCCACUGUGUUCUGCAAUUCGCAUCUGAUGCUCAACCCAUGCAACAGGUUGGCAGUCAUUGCCUGCCAUUCACACAAAAGCAUUUUUCUGUACCCCAAAGCUCUGCCCUCUGCCCAAGAAACCGUUUCAGUGGAUGGGCAGUACGAACUCUUCAGCGAGGUUACAAAUGCCAUCAAGGAAGGCGUUAAAGAACUAGUUUUGUCAGAUAAGUGUGAAUCACCCAUUUCGGAAACCCUGCUGACAGGAGGACUCAGCCUUGCCCUUUGUUACAUUCACAGGAUAGAAAAGGAGACGGCAGGUCAGAAAAAAAUAGCAUCCCGAAUACUGGUGCUAUCUGCAUCAGGUGAAAGUGCUUCUCAGUACCUCAACUUCAUGAAUGUCUUCUUUACUGCACAAAAAAAGAACGUCAUCAUAGAUGCAUGUGUCCUUGAAAAGGACUCUGGCUUGCUUCAGCAGGGCUGUGACAUCACUGGUGGGAAGUACAUGAAGGUGCCAAACCACACAGGUCUCCUACAGUACUUACUGUGGCUGUUCCUUCCGGAUAAGUCAACAAGGGACUAUUUGGUAUUCCCACCACCAGUUCAUGUAGACUACAGAGCAGCCUGUUUUUGCCACAGGAAUCUCAUCGAGAUCGGCUACGUAUGCUCGGUCUGCCUUUCCAUUUUUUGUGCAUUCAGUCCCAUCUGCUCUACAUGCCAGACUGCCUUCAAGUUCACUGGGCCUUUACCAUCACUGCUUAAAGCCAAGAAGAAAAAACAGAAACUCGGGAUCUAAUUUCCCUGCCAAAUACAAGGAAAUCAUUUCAGAACCAGCAGAGCCGUCAGCACCCUCAUUAACAUCCAGAAUCGUGCAUCGGAAAAUUAAAACUGUCACUCAAGGGCA